This is a messenger RNA of Rotaria socialis, 453 nucleotides long. The record is from the annotation of a GenBank genome assembly. NCBI's taxonomy places the organism in Eukaryota, Metazoa, Rotifera, Eurotatoria, Philodinida, Philodinidae.
AUGAUUGUUAAUCAAGUAUUAUUGGGCAUAGCAGGUAUCAUUGCAACUAUUUAUACAUUUUAUGUGAAAAAGCAACAUGACAAAAAUCCAAAAUAUAAAGCUAUGUGUGAUAUAGGACCGAAUGCGAGCUGCACUCGUGUUUUAACGAGCAAAUAUGGUACUGGCUUUGGAAUAGUUAGCGUUCUAUUUGGUAAAAAUAGUAAGCUGAAUAUGUCUAAUGGUACGUUAGGCUGUAUGUUCUAUGUAUUACAAAUUAUUAUUGGUUUAAUAGCAACGCCAUUACUCAGCAAAUUGGCUAUGUUUUCAUCUAUAUUAGCCUGUGUUGGUUCACUUUAUUUGGCUUUUAUUUUGGCAUUUGUUCUUAAAGAUCUAUGUCUUGUUUGUAUUACGACCUAUAUAAUCAAUGCUGCCCUUCUUUGGUCAAAUUAUCAAACUGUUUAUUCGAGUCAUUAA